AUUCGGGAAAUGUCAGCGCCGAAGACAGAGAAGUUAGGAACUCUGAUCGAUUUUGGUGUCGCAGUCCAGAACAUGUGUGCAACGAUCGUAGCCUGUGGAUUGAACGAGCAUCUUUACAACGUGGCACUUCUUCAAGAACUUGUCGAGAGACUGCCACCUACCGUGAAGCUGGACUGGGCCAAAUAUCGUCAAACAUUAAGGGCGGCUACUUUGGAGGCCUUCAGCAAAUGGCUUGAAACGCUCGUGGAAGCAGCCUGUAUAGUAACGAUUCCGUCAACGGUCAGCGUGUAUGCCGGCAAAUCUGAGAGACGCGUACGGAAGGAGGAAGUUCACGUUCACAUCCAAUCCGGUUCCAGUCAGGUAGCAACAGAGUCGUCGAGCUCUACAGCGUUUCCCAAAAAUGGGUCGAAGUCAGCAGCGACGAAGCAAUGUGUGGUGUGCCAAGGAGGGUGUAGCAGUGUGGGAUUCUGUAGUAAAUUCCAAAGAUUGGAUGUCGGAGCAAGAUGGACAGCGCUGAAGCAGAACAAGUUGUGUCGAAAGUGCCUGGCGAAGCAUUUCGGAGCGUGUGCGGUUGAGCAAGCUUGCGGGAGAAACGGCUGCCCGUAUAUGCAUCACGAGCUACUACAUGACGAUACCCGAUACCGGCGAGCGGAGAGUUCUUCAAUCUCAGAUACCCAGAACGCCGCAGAAACACCUGCCGAACAGUGCAACACUCACGUCAGUUACGCCAGCAAAGUUCUUUUCCGAUACGUUCCAGUUAUCCUUCAUGGACGAGGCAAGUUCGUUCGCACUUUCGCAUUCUUGGACGAAGGCUCGUCGGCGACGUUGAUGGAACACAGUUUGUUGGACGAAUUAAGUCUUGAAGGCGAGUCGUUCCCCUUGUGUCUCGGCUGGACGGGAGAUCAUCAACGUCAGGAGAUGAAAUCCAUAAUGCUAGCGCUGGAGAUUUCUGGAACGCGCGAUGCGGAGAUGUACCGGAUGUCGAAAGUUCACACAGUGGAGAGCCUUUCUCUACCACGGCAGACAUUGAGGAUGGAGGAGCUAGCAUCAGCCUAUCGGCACUUGGAAGGCGUGCCAGCGGAUUCCUAUCGAAAUGUUCAGCCACGAAUACUCAUCGGCAUGGACAACUGCCGCUUGGGUCACGCGUUGGAUAGCAGAGAAGGAGGAAAGAAAGAACCGAUCGCCACCAGAACUCGUCUAGGGUGGAUAGUGUUCGGACCAUGCUCAAAGACAUCUCAUCCAACGACGAACUUCACUGCGCACCACAGCCUUCACGUGUGCCCAUGCUGCGAGCGAAGCGACGUAGAUCUUCAUAAUAUAGUGAAGGCGUAUAUGUCUCUGGACAGCACCGGGGUAACGAGUCCCGUCAAACCGUUGUUAUCGAAAGACGACGAGCGAGCGGAACAGUUACUGAAAUCAUUGACGCAUGUGAAAGGAAAACGGAUAGAAACCGGUCUGCUCUGGCGAUGUGACGAUGUUCGACUGCCUGACAGCAAACCAAUGGCAAUGAAGCGACUAAUCUGCUUGGAGAAGCGUAUGCAGCGAGAUCCUGUGUUGGCUGAGGCGGUGAAGGAAAAGAUUCGGGACUACGAACGAGCCGGCUACAUCGAAAAACUGACGGCAAGCCAACUAGCCGAAAAAUUCGAACGGGUUUGGUAUCUCCCAAUUUUUCCGGUGGUCAACCCUAACAAACCAAACAAGAUGCGCUUAGUGUGGGACGCAGCCGCUAAAGUCUUGGGAGUCAGCCUGAAUUCAUUUCUACUGACAGGGCCGGAUCAAGUAACCUCCUUGGUAUCUGUGCUACAGCGCUUUCGAGAGUUUCGCGUUGCCAUCACGGGCGAUAUUCGAGAAAUGUUUCUCCAGAUCUUGAUGAACCGGCGCGAUCAACAGUGUUUAAGGUUCCUAUGGCGAAACGGUGAACAAGACCGCAACCCAGACGUUUACGUUACGAGAGUAAUGACAUUCGGAGCGACAUGCUCGCCCAGCAGCGCGCAGUAUGUUAAGAACUACAAUGCGCAGCGUUUCCAAGACCAAUUCCCGAGGGCAGCAGAGGCGAUAAUGAAGGAGCAUUAUGUCGACGACAUGCUCUCAAGCGUAGAGACGAAAGAGGAAGCGAUACAGUUGGCGAAAGAUGUGCGACACGUUCAUUCGGAAGCAGGUUUCGAGAUCCGGAACUGGCUGUCGAAUUCGAGUCGAGUGCUGCUGGAGUUGAAGGCGAGUCCCGGUGAGAAAAGUUUGAACCUUUCGAGCGAGAUGGCGACGGAGAAAGUUCUCGGCUUAAGGUGGUGUACAGCGACCGAUACGUUCACCUUCAAGUUAUCGCCGAGGAUCAACGGUGAACUGCUGCGAGGUGACAUCGUCCCAACGAAAAGGCAGAUCCUCAGCACGCUUAUGACGAUCUACGAUCCCCUGGGAUUAAUGGCGCAUUUCCUAAUGUUCCUGAAGAUACUGCUGCAGGAAAUUUGGCGGAGUGGUGUAGGCUGGGACGAGUCUGUCAAGAGCGAACAGCUAGUGAAAUGGCAGACAUGGUUACGGAUACUCCCGCAAGUGGAAUCGGUCAGUGUGCCAAGGUGUUACCGACUGAAGAUGAGCACGGGAGAGCGGAAUACGAUUCAGCUGCACGUGUUCGUGGAUGCGUCGGAGAACGGCUUCGCUGCAGUCGCCUAUCUGCGGUUCGAAGAAAAUGGAAAAGUGGAAUGCGCACUCGUCCGUGCAAAGACAAGAGUAGCCCCGUUGCGUUUUGUGUCGAUUCCCAGACUAGAACUACAAGCCGCAGUCAUUGGAGCCCGCCUAGCGAACGACGUUAUGGAGACUCACAAGAUGAGGCCCACGCAAAGGGUUUUCUGGACGGAUUCACGCAACGUUCUCUGUUGGUUGAACUCCGAUCACCGAAAGUACCAUCAGUUCGUAGCGGUGCGGAUCAGCGAGAUGCUAGAGUUGACGGAGACGACGGAGUGGAACUGGGUUCCGACGAAGCUGAACGUCGCUGACGACGCCACGAAAUGGCAGACGCUGCCGGAUCUAUCUCCUACCAGCCGCUGGUUCCGUGGCCCUGAGUUCCUGUGGGGACCGAAAGAAGGAUGGCCUGUCGUUGUGUCUAAGUUCGAACACACUGCAGAGGAGGAACGGUCACAUGUACUGCAUCACUUCGUCGAACGCGCUCUAUUCCGCUGGGAAAACUUCUCUAGAUGGCAGCGACUCCUGCGGCUAGCAGCCUUUGUCCGUCGAUUUCCGUCGAAUGUACGCCGGAAGCGGUCGAAAAAUCCCCUCGUCAUCGGACCCCUAACGCAAGAAGAACCAAAAAACGCGGAGUUAUUAAUCCUAAAGUCUGUGCAAGAUGCUGAGUUCGCCGAAGAGAAAGCUUUGUUGCAGAAGCCGAUGCCGGUACCGUGGAGGAACGCUUUACCGAAGCGUAGUCCGCUGUACAAGCUCAGUCCGUUCUUAGCGGAAGAUGGACUGCUACGAAUGCAAGGUCGCAUAGAUGAAUGCGCUCAUGUCGAGGAAUGUACGAAGCAUCCGAUACUACUUCCCAAGCGACAUUCAGUCACGGAUCUCAUCAUAGCAAGUGUCCACGAAAAGUUCUGCCACAUAAAUCACCAGACGACGCUUAACGAAAUCCGGCGUCGAUUUCACGUUCCAGGAUUGAGAUCGGUCUACCGGCGUGUCCAAGGCCUUUGCCAGCUCUGCAAGAUUCGCCGAGCGAAGCCAGAGCCCCCGGAGAUGUCUGGUCUAUCGUUCGGACGUUUACAACCCUUCUGUCGUCCUUUCUCCUAUGUCGGCAUCGAUUAUUUCGGACCAAUGCACGUGGUUGUCGGCAGAAGGAUCGAGAAACGAUGGGGUGUACUAAUAACAUGUCUCACUGUCCGAGCGGUACACCUCGAAGUCGCUCACAGUCUUAACACGGACUCGUGCAUCCUGGCCAUUCGAAAUUUCAUCGCCAGAAGAGGUACCCCAGUUCAGAUAGUUAGCGAUCGUGGGACCAACUUCAUAGGAGCAAGUCACGAGCUAAAAGAAGCCCUGCAGAAGGUGAACCAAGACAAGCUGAUGGAACACUUUGUCACCGCUGAUACGAAAUGGACGUUCAACCCGCCCGCGUCGCCACACUUCGGCGGGGCUUGGGAACGUCUCGUUCAAUCCGUGAAGAAAGCCCUGAAGCACCUCCAACUCACUCGCACACCCACUGACGAAAUCCUUAGAAACACCCUGACAGAAGUCGAACUCAUUGUUAACUCUCGGCCUCUGACUGAAUUACCGCUAGACGAUGAGCUUUCCCAAGCGCUCACCCCAAAUCACUUCCUGAUGGGGUCGUCAAACGGUUCUAAGCCCCCGAUCGCGUACGACGAUAGUAACUACGUACUGAAGCACACCUGGAAGACAUCGCAGGUCUACGCCAAUCGAUUUUGGCGACGCUGGGUAGCCGAGUACCUGCCUACGCUCACCCGAAGGACGAAAUGGUUCAGCCGAGCCAAACCGAUUGCUGAAGGGGACAUCGUAGACGAGACGUUGCCAAGGAACUGCUGGCCGAAAGGUCGGAUAGUCCACGCGAUCAGAUCCAAGGACGGGCAAGUCCGUCGUGCACUGGUGCAGACGGCGACCGGAAUUCUGGAGAGGCCAGCCGUGAAGAUUGCGGUGUUGGAUGUUGGCGCUAGCGUGAGUACUUCGGAGCAAUGACCUCGAAGCACUGCGGGGGAGUGUCGCAACCGUAUGUUGCGCCGCACCAACAAACCAACUACAGCGACCUUUACAACAUUUACUUUGUCGAUGCGAAGUACCCCCACCUGCCGUUGCGCUACGGACCGUGGCGAAACGUCAGCGAAACGGGACGGAGGAAGAUCCUCUUGGCAGACGGAAAAGCGGAAACGUGUUCGCCAGUGAGCGUAUAUCAAGCUUAUUAAACUAAUUAAAUAAUCGAAGCUCCUGAAUAAAUAAAUUAACUUACAAGUGCGUCAAAACUUACAACUAAUAGUACGGUAUUGUAAAAACUUAAAUUACUAGUACGGUGCGAAAAAUUGGUACGGUAAAUUUAGUACGGAAAGUUAAAACAUAUAUAGUACGGAAAAAAAUAGUCCUAAAACUAAAACCAUAGGUGCUGCAGACGCUAUGUAGAAGAGAAACAAAUUGCGCUGAACAUCGAACGAUUAUAAUAAGUUUCUACACAUAAAACUCAGGGUUCCGAUCCGAUUUCUAAACAUUUAAAGGACACUAAAACGUAAGUUGCUUAACCUAUCUGCAAUAUAUACAAAACUAUAUACAAUUAAAAUUAAAUUGAAAGCAAUGCAAACAUUACCUUAUAUUAUACAUCUAUUAU
Messenger RNA from Wyeomyia smithii (pitcher-plant mosquito), 5308 nucleotides. RefSeq lists its product as uncharacterized. Gene Ontology annotation, molecular function: nucleic acid binding. Gene Ontology annotation, biological process: DNA integration. The coding region runs from base 10 to 4671 and encodes 1553 amino acids. The record is from RefSeq and is a predicted model, not a curated record. Lineage: Eukaryota; Metazoa; Arthropoda; Insecta; Diptera; Culicidae. The transcript is spliced from 2 exons.